Penaeus indicus is the source of this 11576-nucleotide messenger RNA. Its product is annotated as titin-like. NCBI's taxonomy places the organism in Eukaryota, Metazoa, Arthropoda, Malacostraca, Decapoda, Penaeidae. Gene Ontology annotation, molecular function: extracellular matrix structural constituent conferring tensile strength. Gene Ontology annotation, biological process: extracellular matrix organization. The transcript has 17 exons. The record is from RefSeq and is a predicted model, not a curated record. The annotation marks the transcript as partial.
UCGGCGGUGGAAAGGUGUUAGUGAUCGGAGGGAAGACAGUGGUUAACAGGACCUCGGAAGUGAAUUUGACUUGUUAUUAUUGGUGUGCUGCGCCGCGCUGUGGUGGAAUUUGUUUGAAAUUGCAGUAACGGAGGAGAAGAGAAGAGCGUUUACAAGUACAGGCGGGGAUGAGUUCGGUGGCGGCGCCCUUCGGGGCCUCCACCGCCCUGACCGACCUCGACAGCAUCACCGAUGAAGAACGUCUCAGAGUCAUGUGGCAACAGGCCGAAGACUUCGGUGACCGUCGGCGGAUCAGGGCGAGGAUGUACAAGCUCCGGGAGCAGCGGCUGCGCGAGAUGGUGCAGAACGACGAGGAGAGUCUGGGCACGCUGUCCACGGCCGACGACGGCACCGUGACGGAACGCACCGAGACCACCAUCACCGUCGGCAGUGACGGAGAAGGGAUGACUACGACGACUACGCGACGCUCCUCCAACAUCGAGGUGAAGAUGCAUGUGGAUGGAGACUCGGCAGUAACAGAUUCCAUUUCAACACAGAAUGUUCGUCUCGGUGGACUCACGAUGCGCGGAAUGGACUCCAUGACCCUUGAGGGACACUCGGCAGAGGACAUGAUCAAGGAACGCAUGCGCAAAGGAAGCCAGGACCGAUCGACGAGGUACCAGAGGAUCCUUGGAGAGCUGUCGGACGAUGCCAACAAUGAAGGCGAUGCUGUCGUCUCCAUUACCAAGUCUACAUAUUCCAUUCAGUCCAAUGCCCUGGCUGGUGAAGGAUACCUUUCCAUGAAGAACAAGGAAGUGAGAGACUCCGUUUCCCCGACACGCAUCAUGAGAGAACGCAGAUCCUCUGCUGAGGAGGAUGUGUCGGCCAAUGAAGGACGCUUGACAUCCGAUGAUGAAGGAGUAUUGAGGACUGAGAGUGAGAGCAGGACCCUGAGGACAACAGAGACAAGGACGACUUCUUCAUCCCGCAAGUCGUCACGAGAUGAACGGUCCUCCAGCAAGACCUCAAGAACAAGCAAAUCAGAGAUCCCCGUUCGUAGCUCGACUGCCCGGAAAAUCUCAGACAGGAAACCAUCAAAGGAACUUGACAUCAAUGCGGCUCGUCGUAAUGCUGGAGAUAAGGCCUCACCUUCAUCUCCUACGAAGCGAACUCCGGGCGACAGUUCAUCCAGAAUUCAAAUGACAAGAAAGACAGGAGCUCAGAAGGAGGCCCCAGUCACCACAACCAAAACUACAGUAAAGACAACAAAGUCUGGCAUCCCGUCCAGGAAGUCAAAACUAGCAGAGGUUGAAGCAAAGAUGGAAACCUCCAUCAUGUCUGAGUUAGACAAAUUAGACACAUAUCUUAGUGCAAGUGUUGAUGAUGAUGAUGAAAUUAUCAUGGAGGAAGAAGAGGAAUGUCUUGACGAAUCUGGCAAUGUUGUAAAGAUGUUGGUUCAGACAAGAAGGAAGAAGGAUGGGACUGAAUGCACUGCAAGGCGUGUGGCAAGAUCAACCAAAGUUGUUAAUAGUGAAAGUGAGAUUGAUGAGAUUCUCAUUGGAAACCCAGACCAUGAAGUGGUAGAAAGAGAUGUCACUGAGGAAGAGGACAAAGACGGCAACAAAAUCAAAAUUAUUACUGAGACAAGGCGUAGACCUGACGGAAUUGUAUAUACUACUAAGAAUGUGCUGAAGACAUCAAAGAUCUUCGACUAUGACCACCCAGAGGACGUCGCCUACAAUGAGGACGACGAAUUGAUUUCUACUGACAAAACUGAAGAAACAGAUGAAAAUGGCAUCACCAUUCAGACUGUUACUGAAACAAGGCGAAAGCCCAGUGGAGUUGAGUACACCACUAAGAAGGUAUACAAGACUUCUAAGGUAAAGAGCACACAAAUAACACCUUCUGAUGAUGAUGAAGUGAUUGAUACACAGGAGACAGAGGAAAAGAGUGAAGAUGGCUCUAUUAUUCGCACUGUUAUUGAGACUAGACGCACCAAGGGAGGAGAAGAAUAUACCCACAGGCAAGUGUUCAGGUCCCGUAGGAUGACUCUGUCAGGUGUGGACCUACAGAAGGGUCUCCCAACAAUCCAAAAUGAUGAUGAAGUCUUGAAUAAGGAGGAGAAGGAGGAGACAGAUGACAGUGGCAUGAAGAUUAGGGUUGUCACAGAAACUCGAAAGAGGAAAGAUGGAUCAACAUAUUCAUUUGAAUAUGUACUGCGUAGCUUCCAGGGCACAGAAGAGGAUGUAAAGAGAAUGCCAGUGGGAAGCGCUUGUUCUUCUAAUAUCGCUGUUAGUGCUGAGGAUGAGCUGAUAAACGAGGAAGUAAAGGAAGAGGUUCAGUCUGAUGGAUCAACAGUCAAAACCAUCAUCGAGCGACGCCGCACAAAGGACGGCACCGAAUAUCUCCGUCACCGAAUCAUGAGGAUUCCCAAAAUGCCUGAGCCAGUGCUGCAAGUGGCCAACUUGGAAGAUGAAGUCUUGCAAGAAGAGGUCAAUGAGGAAACAUUGAGUGAUGGCACUCACUACAAGGCAGUGACCGAGCGUCGCCGAAGCAGUGUGUCUGGUACCCAGUACACACUUCGAAGGAUGUCAAAGGUGUAUCAGCAGGCAAGCAUCCACCCUAAGACUUCUGAAGAUGAGAUCCUCGAUGAGAAUGUAACUGAAGAAGAAACAGAUGAAGUGUGGACCUACAGAAGGGAGGAGAAGGAGGAGACAGAUGACAGUGGCAUGAAGAUUAGGGUUGUCACAGAAACUCGAAAGAGGAAAGAUGGAUCAACAUAUUCAUUUGAAUAUGUACUGCGUAGCUUCCAGGGCACAGAAGAGGAUGUAAAGAGAAUGCCAGUGGGAAGCGCUUGUUCUUCUAAUAUCGCUGUUAGUGCUGAGGAUGAGCUGAUAAACGAGGAAGUAAAGGAAGAGGUUCAGUCUGAUGGAUCAACAGUCAAAACCAUCAUCGAGCGACGCCGCACAAAGGACGGCACCGAAUAUCUCCGUCACCGAAUCAUGAGGAUUCCCAAAAUGCCUGAGCCAGUGCUGCAAGUGGCCAACUUGGAAGAUGAAGUCUUGCAAGAAGAGGUCAAUGAGGAAACAUUGAGUGAUGGCACUCACUACAAGGCAGUGACCGAGCGUCGCCGAAGCAGUGUGUCUGGUACCCAGUACACACUUCGAAGGAUGUCAAAGGUGUAUCAGCAGGCAAGCAUCCACCCUAAGACUUCUGAAGAUGAGAUCCUCGAUGAGAAUGUAACUGAAGAAGAAACAGAUGAAGGUACUAUUAUCAAGACAGUGAUACAAAGGUAUCAAAGACCAGAUGGCUCUGUUUACACAACACACAACAUUCAAAAGAUGUUUAGCUCACCAGCACCUGUCACAUUUAUGAGGAGUACUAUUAUCAAGACAGUGAUACAAAGGUAUCAAAGACCAGAUGGCUCUGUUUACACAACACACAACAUUCAAAAGAUGUUUAGCUCACCAGCACCUGUCACAUUUGUGGGAACUGAAGAGGAUGAGCUGAUUGACCAGACAGUAGAUGAGGAAGAAACAGAAGAUGGUUACAUCAUCAAGACUGUGACCGAAACCCGAGAGAGGUCAGAUGGUGUGAGGUACACAGUAGAACGAACAGAGAAGACAUCAAAACAUGGAUCUCAAGUUCACAUUUCAUUCUCUGAAAAUCGCCAUCAGCGGCCUGAGGAAGUCGUCCAAGUCAGCAGUCCAGAUGACACCCUUGUGAGUUCUGAGGAAGAACAGCACGAGGAGGAAGAUGGCACUAUUAUCAAGACCAUCACCGAAAUUAGGCGUCGUGUUGAUGGAACAGAGUACACCUCCAAGACCAUCUUAAGGUCCACACCUGUCCUUGUGCCAGAACGUGAAACCAGCUAUGUAGUUAUUAGGCCUGAAGAUGGUGAUGAUGAGUCGGAAUUGUUCCCAUCACUUGAUGACGAGGUGGUUUACACUAGAAAGAAGCAAGAAACUGAUGAAUACGGCAAUGCCAUUACUGUCAUCAUUGAAACCCGUCAGAGCAAAACAACUGGUGAGAAGUAUAACAUUACAAAGAGGGUUCACACAAAGGAUGUCAUCAUGACUGAUGAAGGUGAAAGGGAAAUUCCUAAGCCAGUUAAGAAAUCAACUUUGGAGGCAAGAAUUUCGCCAGAUAAGAAAAGACCUUCAGGUGAUGCACCUGACGAAGAACCAGACAAUGUUCCUUAUGGAUCGGUUUCUGCUCUGAAGAACAGAUUUACUCCUGGCAAGAAAUCAGAACCAACAACAAAGUCUAACAAGCCUGAUCGGGUAAAUACAUCAAGCAAAAAGAAAUUCUUUGAAGAAGCAGCAAAGACUGCAAGUUCUGAGAUCACAAGUCUGAAGUCCUCCUUGAGGAAAACAGAACCCAGAGAUAAGCCAAAGGACACUGAUGUAGAUGCAAAACGUGACCUGCUACCUUCCUUCACAGAUGACAAAGCAUCAGUGGAGGUGAAAUUGCGAGUUGAAAGGGAUGAAGCAACUGUUGAAAAGGUUACCAUGCAGAAUGUUACUAGUGAAGUCACAGAGGAAACUGAUGUCACAGAUGCACGAGAGACAGACAUCAAAGACUUGGAUACUGAGAUUGCCAGGUUGGAAGAGGAAGAAAACGAAAGGUAUGGACAAGAUGAUGAGCCUGAACCUGAAACAGAUGAACCUGAUGAUGAAUUAGGGGAUGACAAGGAGCCGGAAGAGGAGAUGUCCUCACCCACAGAAGAUGAGCCUCAGGAGCCUUCCAGAAGGAGACCAGACACAACAAAGAAGGCACCUGUCACUUCAAGGACUACCAGGAGGAAGCCAGAAGAUGAACCAAAGAAGAGGCGUGAAGUAAGCCCAAGGAAGAAGCCAGAGGCUGAUGAGCCUUCACGGCGAGUCCCUCUUGGAUCUAGGAAAGCCCCAGCCAAGGAUGACUCUCCUACACGCCGGGUACCAUCACAGAGAGAUCCUGUUGCUCCUAAGGACACCAACAAGCGUGCUCCUAAGACAACUACAUCCCCACAGCGUGUCCCCAGCUCCCCAGCUCGUGGGCGAUCACCCAUCAGAUCUGGCGUGUCAACUCCACGUGAGGUGACACCAACAGGUAGACAGUGCUGCAAACGGCAUAGGGAAGCAAAUGAAUCAGAGCCUGAGAGCCCAACCAGGACCCAAAAGCCAGAGCAAACCAGUCCUACUCGAUCAAAGAAGCCUGAGCCCAGCAGCCCAACCAGAAGGUCAGCUCGGUCACCACCUCUCAAGAAACCCCUCUCCCCUGAGAGUAAGCCGAAGAUGAAUGGUGAUGUUCGUCGUCCUGAGCCCAGAACAAAUGGAGAUAUUGGAAGGAAACCAGACGACAAGACUCCAAGGUCAAGGAGACCAGGUGAAAAACCCAGUGAACCUGAUAGAACAACUGCACGACCAACAAGGCCAUCCCAGUCGCCCAGGAAGUCACCAACAACAAGGUCACCCGACAAACGGGAGCCAACUAGGUCUGUUCCUUCAAGAACAACUGAUAAGAAAACUCCUGCUACCAAGCCAUCUGACAGGACACCCAAGGGUCGAUCCACAGAGCCAGACUCUAAAACUAAACCAAAAUCUGGUGCCAAAGAACCAGUCGUUACCCUUCCUGAAACUCCCAUGACAGAAGAUAUGAGGCCUCUUCCAUCUGACGAGGAGUACAGUCCCAGGAUAGAGGAUGUAUCUGGUGAGCCAGAUCUGCCUUACCACACUGUCCACAGGCCCUCCAUUGUCCGUGAGCCAUCAGAGUACCCCUCUGACGGUCAGGAGGCUUCUGACUCCUCGCCAGAGGACAAACCAGAGGAGCCCUCUGAAGAGGAAGAGCCUCAAGAUAAGAGACUCACAGACAGGAAAAAGCCUGUUGAUGAUGAGCCAAAGGAUGACACUAUCAAGCCUAGAAGAACAAGGCCUUUAGAGAGCAGGCCAAGUGACAAGAAUAUCACAAAGGAGCCUGAAACAUCCAGAAAGAAGGCACCUGACACCAAGCAGUCUCCUAGAGAUAAGCCAUGGUUGACAGAUAGGAAGAGUAUAUUUGAAAAGAAGCCAAGUGAUACUAAACUUACUCCAUCUAAACCUGAUGAAGAUAAGAAAACACCAGAUAGGAGGAGACCAUUUGAAAGAAAACCUAGUGAUGAGAAGAUGAAGAAACCCAAAGAAACUGAAAAGCCAAGAGAUGAACCAUCAGCAGAAGAUACAUCUCCAAGUGAAGAUGAGAACAGAGAGAAUGGAAUGCCUGAGGAAGCUCCAAAAUAUGUCACUCCUAAAGAAAAAUCUCCAGAGCCAGAACGACUGCGAAAGAGACCAGAAGAAGUCACCUCCAGAAUCAUUGAGGACGUUGAAAAAUCAGUGUCCUCUCAGAUUAUCUCAGAAAAGAAGAUCACAACAACAGAUGUUGCAGCAAGGAGAUCUGCCUUUGACCGUAAGACUCCUGUUGACAAGAAGAAGGAUACUCCUACAAGGAAGCCAUCCUAUGAAAUUAAGGAAUCUGUCUUUGCAAAGAGGUCACUCUUUGAACAACCUAAGCAGGAUCCAGUCCCAUCACCCAUUAAGCGUCCUACACUGAAGUCCACCAUUAAGAAGGAUGAUAAGCCUAAGGAGCCAGAAGUUCGCAAGCCUUUGAAGGAAACGAAGGAGCCAGAGGAUCGUAAACCUGUCAAGGAGCCGAAGAUUGUCCCUAAGUAUUUCCAUCCACUUGGUGAUGGUGAUGAGGAAGAACCAGUCGAAAAGACUGUCAAGGAAGAAGUGAAUGAGGACAUUAAGAUUACAUCCAGUAAGCUGGUGAUGAGUGCCAUGGCAUCUACCAAUCAGACCACCACAAAGGAGGUGAGAAAAACAACUAGAAGAUCUGAAGAACCCUCGGAUGAUAAUGACGACAGACCCGAAGAUGAGCGCCCGAACAGAAGAGAACCCUUCAGCAGGGAAGGCUCUCCAGCUGUGCACAGCAAGGAGGCUUCCCCUGCCCCACGUAGCAAGGAGGGCUCGCCCGCUCCCUUCAGCAAGGAAGGAUCUCCAACUCGCUUCGUCACAGGAAAGCCAGUGGACAGCGGUAUUAAUCCAAACAAGAUUCGCCGCAUUGAGCGAGCCGGCAGUAACAAGAAGUUCUUUGAGGACUUGGAGGUCUCACGAGAGAACCUACCAGAGUAUCUCAAGACCAUUGAAACCAUAUAUGAUAUUACAAUUCUUGAAAGCAUGUUAGAAAAAGCAGAGACCUAUGAAGAGCGGCGCCUCAUCCGAGGACAAAUGAGACUGGCCAAGCGUCCCUCCACCACUCCGGGCACCACGUCAUCGCCUGCCACCUACAAGCGCUUUGUAGACAUGACACCUUCGAAACCUUCACCCACCGCUUCACCGCAGCCAACGCGACGUGUCGACAAGAAGCCAGAAGAGCCCAGAAAGGAACCCAAAUCCGAUGAUAAGAAGCGCAAACCCAUCUCCAAAUCGGAGGAACCCCGUUCCUCCCCCACGACGCAGGAGGCCGGAGACACUCCGUCUACCCGCCGACCUGCCUCCAGCCGACCCGACCCGCGGGAUCGCCAGCCCGAAGACGAACCCGACAGGGAACCACGCGCAGAACCGACCCCGGAGCCCACCAGGGAACCCGAGGACCGAAGGAGGUCUCCAAAGAAGGACGCAGACGAAGAGCCCAGGAGAUUCCAGGAACCCAAGAAGGAGGAGGAGCCCAGGACCAGGUUCGGCAGGACCACCAAGCCCACCGAGGAGCCCAAGGCAGAACCUGCGGGCAAGCGGCCGACGAAGACAGCUCCAGCCAACGAGCCUUACUCAGAGCCGCUGCGGUACCAGAAGGGCCAGAGCCGCACGCCAGCCCAGACGGCGCCGCCCCAGUCCGACGUCGACAAGAUCGUGAGUGCGUACGGCGUUGGGCCCACGGACGACAAGGGCAUGCCGCUGUUCGGGCUGAGGGCGCUGAAGAGACGCUCGCCCGCCGUCACUGAGACGCCGAAAGAGGAGGAACCAAAGCCAGAGGAGCCAAGGAGAGCCCCCGAAUCCGACGAGGAGCGCGAUCCUUCGUCAGAGGAGAAGCCCAAGAAGGACACGUUCGAGCCCACCGACGCGUCUGGGCGGCCACUCUUCGGUCUACGCGCCCUCAAGAAGACCACGACGGAGACGACGAAGGACACGUCCACACGGGAUACUACGACAUCUGUUGUCGAGAGCAGUCGUCUUGUCUCCGGCAUCACGAAGCGAACCACGCACACAACCGAAGAGGUCAGUACCACGGAGUCACCGCGAGACUCUGACGGCUCAGAGUCCGAGCAAGACUCCCAGGCUGACAGCGACGAAGAGCAGUCGCCAGAGGAACACGACUCGGAUGAAGAGGAGACUUCGCCAGGACUCGUGAGGAACCUGCGGGACUCCUUCAAGAAGAAGACAGACGCCCCGGAAGACACCAGGUCCCCGGGGAAGGCCUCGCCGCGAAAUAAGGACACUCCUGACGAAGAGGUCAUCACCAAGAGGUCACAGCCUCUUAAGGAAAUCCUGAAGUUGCACGAAUCAAAAGUGCAAGAACCGACAUCAGCAGAGGAGUCGCCUCGGCCAAAGCCAAAGCAGAAAUUGCGUGACAACUUCGAAGCCACAGUUGAACAGCAGGAGACUCGAGUGCACAAGACCUGGGACCUGGAGACUGACCUGAGCACGAGGUCGCUCAACAUGAGGAAUAUCAUCGAGCGACACGAAACGAUCACGGCGGAGGAAGCGCCGAAACCGGAGAAGAAGUUGACUGGCAUCCUCAAGAAGACAUCCAGUUCCAACAUUCUUAUUACAGAUACGCGUGCAGAAAAGACCACGCACGCCGAGUCCGCUGACGACAUCUUGGACACCCUGACGGAGGACCAGAUCGCCAAGCUCUCCGAGGAGUUCGAUCUGCGAGCUCAAGAAGACGGGGUCAUCAAAACAAGGGAAUCAAUGGAGGAGCUAAGUACAGGAUACCGAGUUACCAGCACGACAGAAGUUGACCAUCCCGAAGGAGCCAAAUUCGAGAGGAAGACGUCCUACACUGAGAUCAAACUCCAGCAGCCCAGCAAGGAGGAGGGUACCUCUGAAGACGAUCUCAGCGAUCAUGACGUUUCUGACGAGGACAAAAAGCCGAGAGACAGAGACAUAACUGACACUUACAGACACAUAAAACACACCGCAACAGCAACUGUCAAAGACACUAAGACAUUAAAAACAACUACACAGAUUUCUAGCACCACUGUUGAUAAGUCUGAAUGGGCUGAUGUUAUUUCUGUUCAUAAGAAAACCACAAAGCAAAGUGCCAAACCGUUAGAUAAGCCAGAAAAACUAACAAAGAAACCCGGCAGACCAGCUGAAGAGGAACCAGGUAAAGAGGAGCCCGAGGAUAUUAAACGAAGACCUAGUAAGACAAGUAAGCUUGGAAGGCCAGGCGAUGAAGUGCCUGAGGAUGUAAGGGGGAAACCUGGUAAACCUGGUCGCCCAGGUGAAGAAGAACCUUCUAAGAGGAAGCCAGGCAAGCCUGGAAGGCCAGGAGAGGAAGAGCCUGAAGGCGUAAGGAGGAGACCAGGCAAGCCUGGAAGGCCAGGAGAGGAAGAGCCUGAAGAUGUAAGGAGGAGACCAGGCAAGUCUGGAAUGCCAGGAGAGGGAGAGCCUGAAGAUGUAAGAAGGAGACCAGGCAAGCCCGGAAGGCCAGGAGAGGAAGAGCCUGAAGACGUGAGGAGGAGACCAGGCAAGCCCGGAAGGCCAGGAGAGGAAGAGCCUGAAGACGUGAGGAGGAGACCAGGCAAGCCUGGAAGGCCAGGAGAGGAAGAGCCUGAAGAUGUAAGGAGGAGACCAGGCAAGCCUGGAAGGCCAGGAGAGGAAGAGCCUGAGGACGUAAGGAGGAGACCAGGCAAGCCUGGAAGGCCAGGAGAGGAAGAGCCUGAAGACGUAAGGAGGAGACCAGGCAAGCCUGGAAGGCCAGGAGAGGAAGAGCCUGAUGAUGUAAAGAGAAGACCAGGCAAGCCUGGAAGGCCAAGAGAGGAAGAGCCCGAUGGUGUAAAGAGGAAACCAGGCAAGCCUGGAAGGCCAGGAGAGGAAGAGCCUGAAGGCGUAAGGAGGAGACCAGGCAAGCCUGGAAGGCCAGGAGAGGAAGAGCCUGAAGACGUAAGGAGGAGACCAGGCAAGCCUGGAAGGCCAGGAGAGGAAGAGCCUGAUGACGUGAGGAGGAGACCAGGCAAGCCUGGAAGGCCAGGAGAGGAAGAGCCUGAAGACGUAAGGAGGAGACCAGGCAAGCCUGGAAGGCCAGGAGAGGAAGAGCCUGAUGAUGUGAGGAGGAGACCAGGCAAGCCUGGAAGGCCAGGAGAGGAAGAGCCUGAUGAUGUGAGGAGGAGACCAGGCAAGCCUGGAAGGCCAGGAGAGGAAGAGCCUGAUGAUGUGAGGAGGAGACCAGGCAAGCCUGGAAGGCCAGGAGAGGAAGAGCCUGAAGACGUAAGGAGGAGACCAGGCAAGCCUGGAAGGCCAGGAGAGGAAGAGCCUGAAGACCUAAAGAGGAGACCAAGCAAGCCUGGAAGGCCAGGAGAGGAAGAGCCUGAAGACCUAAAGAGGAGACCAAGCAAGCCUGGAAGGCCAGGAGAGGAAGAGCCUGAAGACCUAAAGAGGAGACCAAGCAAGCCUGGAAGGCCAGGAGAGGAAGAGCCUGAUGAUGUAAAGAGGAGACCAGGCAAGCCCGGAAGGCCAGGAGAGGAAGAGCCUGAAGACGUGAGGAGGAGACCAGGCAAGCCUGGAAGACCAGGAGAGGAAGAGCCUGAUGACGUGAGGAGGAGACCAGGCAAGCCCGGAAGGCCAGGAGAGGAAGAGCCUGAAGACCUAAAGAGGAGUCCAGGCAAGCCUGGAAGGCCAGGAGAAGAAGAGCCUGAUGAUGUAAAGAGGAGACCAGGCAAGCCCGGAAGGCCAGGAGAGGAAGAGCCUGAAGACCUAAAGAGGAGACCAGGCAAGCCCGGAAGGCCAGGAGAGGAAGAGCCUGAUGAUGUGAGGAGGAGACCAGGCAAGCCCGGAAGGCCAGGAGAGGAAGAGCCUGAAGACCUAAAGAGGAGACCAGGCAAGCCCGGAAGGCCAGGAGAGGAAGAGCCUGAAGACCUAAAGAGGAGACCAAGCAAGCCUGGAAGGCCAGGAGAGGAAGAGCCUGAUGAUGUAAGCAGGAGGCCAGGCAAGCCUGGAAGGCCAGGAGAGGAAGAGCCUGAAGACCUAAAGAGGAGACCAGGCAAGCCUGGAAGGCCAAGAGAGGAAGAGCCUGAAGACGUGAGGAGACCAGGCAAGCCUGGAAGGCCAGGAGAGGAAGAGCCUGAUGACGUAAACAGGAAACCAGGCAAGCCUGGAAGGCCAGGAGAGGAAGAGCCUGAAGACGUGAGGAGGAGACCAGGCAAGCCUGGAAGGCCAGGAGAGGAAGAGCCUGAAGACGUGAGGAGACCAGGCAAGCCUGGAAGGCCAGGAGAGGAAGAGCCUGAAGACGUGAGGAGGAGACCAGGCAAGCCUGGAAGACCAGGAGAGGAAGAGCCUGAAGACGUGAGGAGGAGACCAGGCAAGCCUGGAAGGCCAGGAGAGGAAGAGCCUGAAGACGUGAGGAGGAGACCAGGCAAG